Coregonus sp. 'balchen' is the source of this 2118-nucleotide messenger RNA. Lineage: Eukaryota; Metazoa; Chordata; Actinopteri; Salmoniformes; Salmonidae. The record is from the annotation of a GenBank genome assembly.
AUGGCCAGGAUUGUCUGAGGAGUUCUGCUGUAGGCAUAUCUACAACUUAGUAUUUGUGAAGAUUCUUUUUUUUACUAAGAUUUCUCAGCAGUGGCUCAACCUGGCUCAGUUGUGGCUCAGUGCUUCAUUGGGUCCGUGCCUGUUUGUGGUCCACAGUAAAACAGAGAACAAGCUGCAGAGGCGUCCUAGGAGCACGUCCAUGAAGGACCGACAGAACUCCAAGGCCCAGAGUGACAGGACCAGCAGCAUCGACAGCGAGACAUCCCCGGAAUCCAAGAUCGCUGUCCAGGUGUGUGUGAGUGUGUGCGCAAUAGUAAAGUAAGCUUGUGUGUGUGUGUGUACAAGAUGUACAUAUGUGUAUACAGAUAGAUCAUCUCUUUGACUUCUGCCUCUUCCUCCGCCAGGUCCCCAGGAAGUCCGUGUACGACCAGCUGAACCAGAUCCUUAUCUCUGACGAGCAGCUCCCCGAGAGCAUCAUCCUCAUCAACACCAUAGACUGGCAGGGCCAGGUAGGCUACCUCUGUGUGCCUAAUGUUGUAAGAACAAAGGGGCACUAUCUGGUCGUAGAAAAGCAUUCUAAACAGUUGGUAUCCACAUGGUACCAAAUGGUGCACUUUUUGGAAAGAUACAAAAUCGUAAUUGCAGUAUUGUAUAAAUACUAUGAAAUGACCCUCUUACCAUAUUCUUUCUAGUGUAUUAUGCUACUCAUUCUAUCAGUAGUAUUUGCAUCAGCUGUGCACUCAACAAACAUACUCCUUUUAGGAACAUGCGCAAGAUCAGGUAUUUUUAGACAUUCAUAUCUCUAAGCCUAGCUGGAGAAAGGCUUAGCAAUCAGGGGGAAUCCAUUGCUUAUGUGAACAUAAUGCAACUCUGAAGCAUGUGCACUCACAAACACAGGCGCACGCGCAUGUACACUCACACGCACAGACCUGAGGUCUUCUGAGUCGGCUUCUGGCUGACUAGCUCAGUUGAUCCCAAGCCCCCUCUCACCUCUGUCUUGAAACCCCUUUCACCCCUUUUCUCGCUCUCUCUCUGCCCCCUCUCUCUCUGUCUCUCCUUCCCUCCCUGCAGUAUCUAUCUGAGAUUCUCCAUGAGCACAGCCAGCCUAUCGUGUGCACCAUCUCUGGUGCGGAUGUCCAUGCAGCCUUCAACACCAUCGUCACCAGGAUCCAGAGAUUGUAAGAACUUGCUUCCUCUGCAGAACAUGGUCUCUUUCUAAUUCAAUGGUUGUAGUUGAGAGAAAUACAUCUAUUUAACUUUAACUUGGCUUCAUUGUAAAAAUGUACCGGUUUCUUGUAGACUUUUUAAUGUGAAUUUAAAUUCAGUGGUCACCAAGGCAAGUGGAUCUUAUGAUGAUCAUGAUUAGGGACGUAACAUUUUUGAUAUGUGAAACGUUUUGGUAGCCCUUUCCAUUACAGUGCAGAAUAAAGGCGUCAUAACAUGGUAAUAAAGUGGAAACAAGUUACUGUUUCUCGUAAUGUUUUUUCCCCACUUCUCUGGCUAGCUGUAACUGCAACGCCCAAACACCCCCCACCAUCAAAGUGGCGGUGGCCGGAGACCAGAGUUACCUCAGCACCAUCCUCAGGUGCUUCGUGGAGCAGCUGGCCAACAAGACGCCUGAUUGGCUCAGCUACAUCCGCUUCCUGGUCAUCCCUGUCGGUAAGCAACAAUUCAGCCAAUCGCCAUGGAGUCCAAGGUCGGGUUAGUCGUCAAUUCCAUUUAAAUUCAGUAGAUUUAGGGGAUAAAUUGAAACUCUCAUUUGUGCAUUGAAAAAGUCCACAAACUGUAGAAAAGAAUGGCCUAUUUCCAAUUCUGCACGCAUAACUCAUGACUCCAAUAAAUCAUGCAUUGAUGUCAAACGGAAAACUGCACGCAAAACAAUAGUUACAGGAACAGAUCUGAUAUAGGACCCUGGGUAUCAUAGCAGGCUAACAACAUACAGACUAGAAACGUUUUCCUGUUUCUAAUCAGUCUGCUCCUCCCUCUGCAGGCACUCACCCUCUGGCCAAACACAUGUCUUCGUUCGACAGCAAGUUCAACAACAUCUUCAUGGACGCCGGCUGGAGGGACUUGUUUGGCAGACUGGAGGCCCCAACAUCAGGUACGGCAGACAGCUAG